AUGAGCGUCGCCGCCUUCGACGGCUCCUUUGCGCCGCUCGUGCGCCCAACCACCCGCCGCGACGGGCCGUGGUACAAAGACCGCGAUUACCUCCUCGCCGGCUGGCUGAGCCCGGCCAUCUGGAGAGCCGCCAUCGUCGAAGCCGUCGCCACCUCGUGCCUCGUGUACCUGUCCCUGCUCUGCGCCGACACGCUGUCCAGCUACAACACCCCCCGCGUGGGCGGCUACGUCGGCGUCUUCAACACGGCCCUGCUCGCCAUCUUCAUCUACGCCACCAGCCCCGCGUCCGGCGGCCACAUGAAUCCCCUCAUCACCUUUUCCGCCAUCCUGGCAGGCCUGUGCCCGGUCCCACGAGGCGUCCUGUACCUCGGCGGCCAGCUGCUCGGCGCCGCGCUGGCAGGCGCCGUCCUGACCGGUGUCUGGGGCCCCGACAAGGCCGCAAGGAUCCGCGGCGGCGGCUGCUUCUUCGCGCCGUCCGUCACGUCCGCCGGCCAGGUCGUCCUCAACGACGUCUUCUGCUGCUUCGUCACGCUCUACCUCUCCUACGGCGUCGGCCUCGACCCCCGCCAGGCCGCCCUCUUCGGGCCCCGGCUGGGCCCCUUGCUCGUCGGCGCCUCCCUCGGCCUCGUCUCCUUUGCGAGCAGCGGCAUCGCCCAGGGCUCCGAUGGCGCCCAGGCCAACCCCGCCCGGUGCUUUGCCGCCGCCGUCGCGAGAAGGGACAUGUCUUACCAGUGGCUGUGGUGGUUUGGUCCUGCUGCCGCCGCCGUCUUGUUUGCCGUCUUCUAUAAUCUCAUCCCGCCCCAUCACCAUCAGCCGCGAGAGCCCAUCAAGUCAGACGGGCAUGACCGCCGACUCAAUGUAUAA
Molecule: messenger RNA, 864 nt
Organism: Metarhizium album ARSEF 1941
Lineage: Eukaryota; Fungi; Ascomycota; Sordariomycetes; Hypocreales; Clavicipitaceae
Product: Aquaporin-like protein
Exons: 5
Coding region: 1-864 (287 amino acids)
Biological process (GO): transmembrane transport
Cellular component (GO): membrane
Molecular function (GO): channel activity
Source: RefSeq, a predicted model, not a curated record